This is a messenger RNA of Pipistrellus nathusii (Nathusius's pipistrelle), 333 nucleotides long. The record is from the annotation of a GenBank genome assembly. Lineage: Eukaryota; Metazoa; Chordata; Mammalia; Chiroptera; Vespertilionidae.
AUGAGCAGACUCGCUAUUUAUUCAGUCGUAACCCCUGAGCUGGGGUGGCCACCAGGGGCCAGGAGAGAGUCACCCUUCUUGCGUCCUCCCAUGCUGUCCCUUCCACCUUCGUGGUACACAUGCUCCCUGUCUCUGUCUGCCUCUGUCACCUCCCUGAUGCCUCUCUGGUUUUCCCUGUCUCCCUUCCUGUAUCUGCCUCUCUCCUGGCCCAAGCCCAGGCUCCGUUACCCACAGCAGGACUCCUCGGUCCGCUUAGGGCUGUGGCGAGCAGCGAGUCCUCUGGCUGGCAUCCUCGUCCCAGGAAGGCAGGCUGGGCAUUAUGACUGCAGCUGA